Fimicolochytrium jonesii is the source of this 978-nucleotide messenger RNA. RefSeq lists its product as uncharacterized. Bases 1 to 978 code for a protein of 325 amino acids. The transcript has a single exon. NCBI's taxonomy places the organism in Eukaryota, Fungi, Chytridiomycota, Chytridiomycetes, Spizellomycetales, Powellomycetaceae. The record is from RefSeq and is a predicted model, not a curated record.
AUGUCGACACUGACUCAAAACUCCACCAUCGUCCGCGUUGGCGCAGGGGUCGGACUCGCAGCACUCGCCGGCCUAGCAGCCUACGGUCUCCUCACGCACACCCGCCACGGUCGCAGACUUACCCGCGAGUGCUUGAUGCGACUCCUCAACUCUAUGCCCGAACCCUUCCCCAAAUCCCUUCCCUUCGCACAACGCGUUCAACCGCACGGCCCUCUCGAACAACUAGACGAUGGCCUUUGGGUGGUGAGGGGCAGCCUGCCGAAUAUCCCUAUACCGCGCUACAUGACCAUCUACAGACCACCCAACUCAACGUCGCUUCUCGUAUUCUCCAUGCUGUGCGUGGACGCAAAGACACUCGCUGAAGUGAGGAAGCUGGGCACUGUGACGCAUAUGGUCAUCCCGUGCUCCUGGCACACGCUGGACGCUGCCGUGUACAGAAACGAGUUUCCGAAUGCAAAGCUGAUCGCCCCACGCGCAGCGCUACACCAAUUGAGCAAGAAGGUGGACGUCGAGGUCCUUGCAGCUGAGGAUGUCUUUCCUCUCUGGAACGAAAACCCUGAAGCUGCGUCGACCACACAAGGCGCCGGAACGAUGGAAUGUUCAGUGCAACUGAUCUACGGCAAGGGAUGUUCAGCGGAAUUCGACGAGUGCGAAUUGCUACUCGCAUUGCCCCCCCGCACAUCCACAGCCGCCUCCGUAUCCGAAACCACGAACCUCAUCCAACGGAAGCCCGCAACGACAGAUUCCCGUCACGCGUUGAUCAUCAACGACAUGUUCCACGAGGACCUAAAGUUCACCCGCAUCAGCUGGUUCUUGGUAAUCGAUCACCUCGCCCGCUUCCGCAAGUGGUUGCAUGAAUUCAUGGCAAAAGUGGUCGUGGGCGAGAAUGUCGACGUGGUGAUAGUUAGUCACGGACAGCCUGUCGUCGGGAAGGAACAGAUACGGCGUAAGAUGAAGGCAAGCCUUUCAGCUAUUUGA